ACGACCACACAUAAGCGCCUGACUGCUCUUUGAGCUGUCUAACGACUGAGCAGCGUCUUGAACCUCGAAAUUGAGCAGACACUGUUCGCACAAGAUCGUCGCGCUGAACGGCUGAUGAGAAAUGGCUCCAGAACAAGACAACCUGUAUGCGGGCGUUCCCUUCGAUGACUCUAGCGGCCAGAUCAGAUUAUUGCACAUACAGAGCGCUCAACAGGACUGCUUGGACGAAACGAUACGUUGUGAACUUAUGGUCUACAAACUGUCGGACGCUCGAAGAACAUACACUGCCAUUUCUUACACUUGGGGCGCUGAAGCUUCCACUAAAGAUAUCAUCAUCAAUGGCGUUCGGCGUACCGUCCGCUGGAAUUGCUGGUAUGCUCUCCGCCAAAUGCGUUGUGCCGACACGAACGUGCCAUACUGGAUCGAUUCCAUUUGCAUCGACCAGACUAGCGACUCUGAGAAGGCAAACCAAGUCAGGCUCAUGGGAUUCAUCUAUUCGCAAGCGGAUAGCGUGGCUGUCUCCUUGGGAGAGACCGGCGAGGACCAAGAUCUCUUUUCGGCCUCAUCCACCAAUGCCGAGUACAAAUGGCAAUACCAGCGUGCGAUGGCAAAACUCGCCGAUAGACCGUACAUUGACAGACUUUGGGUCACUCAAGAAUGUAUGCUGGCCCCGAAAGGCCGACUUACGGUCUUUGUGGGCGACGACUCUGUGGCAUGGAAGACUUUGAGAGAGAGGAUCGAUUUAGCAGGCAUUGCAAUCGUGAACGGCAAUCAACUUCUGAGAGGAUACAACUUCGUCGUCGACGCAGACACUUGGAACACCCAAGGCUAUACGCCGGACUUUGGGCACGCCAUUUCCAGAUACAGUGAGCGGCUGUGUCACGAUCCUCGCGACAAAGUUUUCGGGCUCCUGGGUCUAGUCGAACGUACAGAAACUGAGCAUAUCAGGGUGAAUUACCAAGUCCCCCUUCUGGACCUCCUGCUUGACGUUGCUUCCAUCCAACCCAACAAUGAUCCAGCUCGCUUUGCAGCUGUCGAACCCGGCGAUUAUGCCAGAGCGGGAAUUGACCCAGUACGCUGGAGCCUCGACCACCUUCCCACCACUUCUCUUCGAGACGAAUUUGUGCCAUUGUGUCAUGAGUUUCGCUCGGACUUCGCUUUACUGUUCAAGUAUCACUGUCUCGGUCCUAGCGGUACUCUCAAUGACCGACUCAGGCUCCAGAAGACUUCUUGGGCAUCGGGCUGUAAAUGCAAAUCGCUCGGCGAAUUGGUCGAUGAAUGGUCGAGUCUCUUGAAUGCAGAAACCCGCGAGCGGUCCUCCCCAAGAGCUCCCUGCGAGCUCGUUUUCCUUGGUCAACUGCCUGUCUUCACGCGGUAUCGUCGAAGAGACUUCAAUGAGCCCAUGGGGAGUUCCCGCCGAAACAUGUUCUUGUUGGGAGACCCACAUGUACGAAAUCUUGUGUUGAAGUUCUGCGCGACUGCGCACAAGCGCACGCACGAAAGCUACCCGUACCCGUUGUGGACACAGAAAGAAGUCGCAGAGGUGCUCAUGUCGUAA
Molecule: messenger RNA, 1558 nt
Organism: Zymoseptoria tritici IPO323
Lineage: Eukaryota; Fungi; Ascomycota; Dothideomycetes; Mycosphaerellales; Mycosphaerellaceae
Exons: 2
Coding region: 122-1558 (478 amino acids)
Source: RefSeq, a predicted model, not a curated record